UUUCACAGCAACGCAUCACGACUGAAGACCGGGUUCGGAGCUGCCUGGACGGUGGUCCUGGCUCGUCCGAGCGACCCGAGCGGCGAAGUGCUGGGGCCGAUCGCGUUUGGCCCAUGGGUUCAUGACGGAGCCGACGCCAGAGCCACCCGUGUGCUGCCUCUUCCAGGAUGGGUCGGUCUGGCGGGAAAUCUUGGUUGUGUCCCAAUUGGCUCCGAAGCGCUACUGCUGCCUGAACUCCGACUGGGUGCUGUCGGACCUCGCCGGCGUGAGCAUGUUGGAGGCCUUGCGCAGUGGUGCGCCAUGUUUCUUCGGGAGCCCCUACAAGCCGCGGUUCCAUGAUGAGGAGGCGCAGAUGGGCGAGGCGAAAUGCCAUUGGCUGCGCUCCAGCAAGCCGGGACUGCCACUGCCCAACUUGCAUGGAGACCAUCCAGGCAAGUUUCAUCCCCAUAGCAUGCUCAAGCCUGGCCCCGCCGCAGGCGGCGGCGACGAGGCCAUGGAUCCUUUGCCACGUGGUGAGGGGCAAGGCGUGCUCAGCGAACAGAUGAUCCAGCAGCUGCAGAAGCACCUGAGCCGCUUGAAGGACCUCAUCUUGGACCCUCAUCAGUUCUUGCUGCAGGCCUUGGACACCUGGGAGAAGCUUCAUCUCUUCCUAGUGCCCCUGAUGCGUGGUGCGCAGCUGACCACUCCGCGGAAGCCCCAAACUCUGCACAAUCCGCUCUUUCCCUUGAACCUCCAAUGCGAGCAGGAUGAUGAUCUGGAAGAGGCUUCCUCCGAGCGCAGCGAGGAGGAGGCGGAGGCAGGGCGGGAACGCCGACUGGAGAGACAAAAGGCGGCCAAGGCGCAGAGAACUUGCAGGUGGAGAAUGCUGCAAGGUUUCCAGCGUGCCAUCGAGUGCAGCUGGCCAAUUUUGGAUCCAGGCACCAGGAAAAGCCUGCUGUCCUUUGCGGUGGACAAUCUCCGAGAUGGCUUGCAACAAGUGGUCGAGGAGGCCAUGAUGGAGCGACAGGAUCUGGAGGAGGUAGAGGAGUUGGGGAUGUCCAGCUUCUUGGCCGGGCAGUUGAGCCAGUUGCAGCUGGGCCUGGCAACCCAGAGGCGAUGGGUGGGCUGGAGCUGCGAUGUCCCGAAGAUGAUCCUGAAUGACUUCGAGAGCCAGGUGGGCCUUUCCAGGAGGUCCAAGACGCACCGGUACUUCGGCAAGAUUGUGUGCCAAACCAUGCAGGAGUCUGGCUGUCCCGUGAUGAAGCCCCUCCUUUUCGAGAGCGAACGGCUUCACCUCUGGACCAAGGCAGUGACGAAGAUGUGGAAGAUCUGGCACCGCAGCUGGCCGUGGUCCCCGUCCCCGAUGUCCGCCGUUCUUCCGCGGGCGCCCGUGGAAGAUCUGGGGAUCUGGGGUCAACUGCCGAAGGCAGCGCAGCACGUGACGCUCAGCUUUCUGCUGGAUUGGCCCACCUUCAACCAGCUCACGGCGACCUGCAGCCGGCUGCGCACGCUCUGUCACGAGCCGCCCAGCUGGGAAGGUCUCCAGCUCAAGGCCCAGGAGUUGGACUCUCAUGCCUGCGGCUUGUUGGAUGACACUGGAAGGCAAGUGCUUGACCGAGAGCCUCACAUGAACCACUGGACCGUACGUUUCUGCCGCUUGGGCAUGGCCUUGGGACACUCCGAACGGCCCAUCCUGGUGUGCUCGGGGAGUGCUCAGUUUGAGAGUUUGGCACGGCACUUCAGCCUGGACGGGGUCGCCUGGCCGAUGGUCUUCUCGCAGGCGCAGCUCUCGAGGUUUGCUUCGACUCCGGGGGCGCAGAGGACGAGGAAGUCAAUGAAGUUUGGUGACCAGCCAGGACCCUUUGAUGCGCAACAAGAGUUUCUGGUCACCGUGCCCGAGAUCGCCGAGGCCCUCUCCGAGCGCCGGGGCCUCUUCGCCGAAGUGGCGCUCUCACCCAGGAGCUAUCCUGGACUGGGUGGCACCUGGUACGAGGUCACGUCUGUGGAGGUGCUGUGGAGCUUUCGCCCCGAGGCCUUUGAGGCUUUCACCACGAAAACCUUUGGAGAAGCCGCGCUCUGGGGGGGACACCGCGUUUGUGAGCGCUCGAACGAACAUGCAAACGCGCUCUUGCAAGCAGAGCUUCUCUCCUUGUGCUUCUUCCAGAACUGGCCAUGUAGCUCUGCCAGUGCCAUCCAGGACGCUCGGAAGCUCUUCCUCCUGGGCCAUGGCUCCAAGCCAUCGCCUGCGGCGUCGCUGGAAGCGGCGGCGGCACUGCUGCGGGGACCGGCUCCUCCGAAUCAAGAUGCUGAGCUGGGCCCAGGGGUAUACCUGACGGCAGAGUCCGAGGAUCCGGAAGAGGAUGAGGAAGAUGAAGAGGAAGAAGAGGAAGGUUGUCUCUCGAGGGCACCCGGACAGCUGGUGGUUCAAGCACCCUAUCGACUUCCUGAUGUGAGUCUGGACUUCACCAGCGGUUCACAGCUGACACUGGCCAUGGUCAACGUGGUUCACGGUCGCCAUGCGCUCCGUUGUGGCCUCGUGGUCCUUCAGGACCGGAAAGUCCUGGGCUGCUGCUGGUGCAAAGGGCCUCCAGCAAAUCGAUUCUCCCAGACGCGCGGUUUGGGGACGCGGUUUUACCUGGAAGCAGCGAGUGGAAGCCAACUGGGCUUUGCGGCACAAAAGCUCUCCAGUGGGCCCUGCCUGGAGGACUUGCUGAAUGCUCUUCAGGGAGCACCCUACAUGCGCACGAAAGCGCGCAACCAAUGAGGCUCCAGCCGUUGGGCCAAACCAUCGCUUUUACACAACUUGCUGCAGCUACUCGCAGUCCGUUUGGCGGCGAAAGAGCGAUUGGUGAGAUGAUGGGAGAAGCGCGUGU
Messenger RNA from Durusdinium trenchii, 2852 nucleotides. NCBI's taxonomy places the organism in Eukaryota, Dinophyceae, Suessiales, Symbiodiniaceae. The record is from the annotation of a GenBank genome assembly.